This is a messenger RNA of Penicillium egyptiacum, 297 nucleotides long. The record is from the annotation of a GenBank genome assembly. NCBI's taxonomy places the organism in Eukaryota, Fungi, Ascomycota, Eurotiomycetes, Eurotiales, Aspergillaceae.
AUGCCAGCCCCGUACGACACAGACACCACCGCCAACGAGCUGGUCAACGAUUACAACCAUCUCAUUAAGGACAAGGUCGUCCUGACGACCGGCGUCUCUUCCGGUUCCCUGGGCGGCUUCUUCGUCCGAUCCAUCGCCAAAGCCAAACCCGCCUGGCUCAUCCUGGGCGCCCGCAACGCCGAAAAACUCCAACAAACCGCCAGCGACAUCGUGACCGCAUACCCGGAUGUCAAGGUCCGCAAGCUGAAAGUCGAUCUGGGUUCGCUGAGAGUGUGCGUGAUGCAGCUGCCCAGGUGA